AUGGAAGAUUUACAAGCAAAUCAACAACAGAUGGUUUCUGGUAUGGAGCAGCUGCUCAGCAACUUCAAAAAGGACGGCGCCGACCGUAGGACUGCUGCUCAUAUCAAAAAACGACUGGAGACUUUGGAUACUUACUGGCAGGAAUUUCACAACCUUCACCUCCAGGUACGUGAGUUGUGUGAUGAAAACCAUUCCUACAUUGUACAGAAUCAAUACGGACAAGUUCUUGAUUUUUAUACAAAAACAAAAGACUACAUACAAAGUUUCUUACCAACUGAAGACAAAUCAAGACCCUCUACUCCGAUCAUAAAACCAUCAAAUUUCAACCCCCCGCCAUCAACGUCGUCAGCAACACCGCGACAGGUGGACCGCAGUAUUAACAGCAAGCUGGAUGAGAUGUUGCGUAAGCAAAGUAGCAAUUUUAGAGCUUUUAAGCGAACGUUAGCAAACAUUGACUUGGAUUUGUUAACCGAUAACUGGGAAUUAGAAGAUGCUCUGAAGACCUUGAGUGUUAGAUGGAACCGUAUCGACUCCCUUCAUUGGGAGCUCGACAGCGAGCUGGAGGGUACUAACGUAGCAUACGAACAAGAAUUUUCCGUCCAUGAGAGAAGCUUUAGUGACAUAAAGAAGGCAAUCAACAAGAAAAUAUGGUCAACAGCUCAUCAGGAACAAUUUACACCAAAGCUUGAUAUUCCUAUCUUCAACGGGAAUUAUCACCAAUGGGUUCCGUUCAAAGAUCUAUUUACGGAAUGCAUUCAUAACAAUCGCUCCCUUUCCAGUGCUCAAAAAAUGCAGUUUUUAAAGAGCAAGGUCAGGGGAGAGGCGGAGCGGCUGAUACAACACCUACAGAUCAGCUCGGAUAAUUAUAUUAUCUGUUGGGACAUUUUAAACAACCGAUACAAUAACCCGAAACUUAUAUUCACUUCUCACAUGAACAUAUUAAUGAGUUUGCCAGUUCCUCAUCAAGCAUCAGUGACCAACAUCAAGAAAAUUCACGACACUACGCAGGAAUUAUUAAUGUAA
Parnassius mnemosyne (clouded apollo) is the source of this 1023-nucleotide messenger RNA. Lineage: Eukaryota; Metazoa; Arthropoda; Insecta; Lepidoptera; Papilionidae. The record is from the annotation of a GenBank genome assembly.